Cylas formicarius (sweet potato weevil) is the source of this 1530-nucleotide messenger RNA. RefSeq lists its product as uncharacterized. Lineage: Eukaryota; Metazoa; Arthropoda; Insecta; Coleoptera; Brentidae. The coding region runs from base 214 to 1134 and encodes 306 amino acids. The transcript has 6 exons. The record is from RefSeq and is a predicted model, not a curated record.
UUACGAUUAUGGAAUUCCACAGCACAUGUGUACUUCUAACAUAUUUAUUCUCCAUCGUCCUUGCAAUCGUUUACAUUUCGUUGAUCAGUUAGCGCCUACCUUCAAAUUGAAUUUGGCGCAACGUAGGUGUCAACUCUGACUCACUGCAAAACACAAGUAAAUCGAACGACUCACUAACCAGUAGAGAAAUAGCCGAACAACACAGAAGUCACCAUGUCUUUCAAAAGUCAUUUAGAAAUGAUUAGUCUUAAUGAGACCCCUUCAAAAAAGGCCAAAUUCUGGCAGUCUUUUGUUAGGUCUCUUAAAGGAUCCGACGAUUUAAGGGCAUCCGAUCCGGUACACGCUAGACCGAGAGGCAUCUUUAGACCUCUCAGCGAUCUUCCCGAGCUUUCUUCGGGGUGGCCUUUCGGCAAAUCCAUCUACGAUGACCCCAGUCACGCCGCCGAACGUAUCCACGUACCCGGAUAUCGUUACGAUCCUCUUCACCGUGACACAUACGGAUAUUCACCGAGACCAAUCUACCCACAUAACUAUGGCUCAUUGGAUAGAUACAGGCCUGUAUUUCAUGUGACUAAGCCGAAACCUUUUGACGCUGAUUCCGCUUGGAGAGACCACAUCGAUCGCGUAAAAGGUCGCGAGCCCAGCCAAUGGCCUAGCAGCAUUUUUCAUACAACCUAUCCAUUCUCGCGCUACCCGCUCUAUCUGGUGUACAGCAAGAGACCACCACCAUCUGCUGACAAGUACGAUCCCCAUCGCUCGUGGUUGAACCACUUGGACCGCUUGGCGGAAUUGGACAAACUCUACCCAACUCUGUGGCCAUUAAGUGGCAGCUCACCAAGCCUUACACCUCCCAAGUCCAAUCGUCCCGCAGCAUUUAACUACGCUGGUCAACCCAUUUGGAGCCGACCACCAAGUAAGAGUCUGCUCAACGAUCUCCUGAAUCCCUCUCCCUCCCUGCCGAUCUCCGCCGUAACUCGCGAUCCCUUCUGGUGGGACUCGCCCCUCAGGCCUGCUUCUUCCUACAGUCCUUGGGGCAAGUCUCCUUUUUACCUGCGCGACUCCUACCUAUCCCCCGUCAAGAGGACGUUCCUGUGGGACAAACACCCCAUCAGGCCGUUCGCCGCUGUCUACUAAGUUUGCACCACUAAGAAUUCGGUGAUAUCUUUGAUCAUCGGAACGGUACGAAAUGCCUGACUACACACUAGCCGACUGAAAUAUUCGAUCGUCUAUUGAAAAAAUAUUUCAACAAAAAGUGUUCACAAUUAUACAUACUUAUACGUUAUACAUUAUCAACCAAUAUAAUAGAACCAAAGUGCCUUAUAAUAUACAAAAAGUCAAUCAAUGCUAAAAAUUCAUUAAACGGAUCGUUUCAUUCACUUGCAUACAAGAAAUCGUGUCUCUCCAUUCCAUCCAAAUAAACUGCAAGUGGAUGAAAAACAAUUAUGUCAUCGUUAAAUUAAUUAAAUUAUUUUACUUUUAAUUUUAUCUAAGGUUUGGAACAAAAAAACAAUAAAACUCUACAAAAUUUUA